AACUUCAAAAUCAUAUGUUUGUCAAAACAAGACGAGAAGCAAAAAUAUUCCCUGAUAUUCCUUCUCAUUCUUGUUUAUAUUUUGAAAAUAUCUGCUGAGUGCUGAAGAGUGAAGAUGUGAUUCCAAAAUUUAUUGGAAUUUAUUGAUUUUCUCCUCUAUAUUGAGUGGGCAGAUGUUAGGUAUGUGUAAUUAAUGAAUGAUAAAAUUUCCAGUAUUUGUUUAUAAAAUGGAGGAAGACACCACUGGGACAGCUAUUGACAACUUGUAUCCAGCUUUAGCACAAUGUUUUAUUAUAAUAAUAUGCGGCUAUUCAGCUGGCAGAAUGAAUCUUAUCUCAGAAACAGAAGCAAAAGGCAUAAACACAUUUGUUGGAACUUUUGCACUGCCUUCUCUCAUAUUUAUGUCUCUAGCUGAAUUGGAACUUGAUCAAGUGAACUGGCUAUUCCUACUAUCAAUACUAAUAGCAAAAAGUAUUGUAUUUUUUACUGUGAUAAUUGUUAGUUUAUUAGUAGGUAGACCUCUGAAGUUUGGCCGUGCUGGUAUUUUUGCAAUUUUUUGUACACAGAGCAAUGAUUUUGCUAUUGGCUACCCAAUUGUUGUAGCUUUGUAUAAAACAACACAUCCAGAAUAUGCUACCUAUUUAUAUCUUAUGGCACCUAUAAGCUUGGCUAUUUUGAAUCCAAUUUCCUUCAUUUUGAUGGAAAUAGGGAAGCAUAGGCAACCAGAAAGCUCACAGUUAUCUAUCAGAGAUGGGGACAUACCAAACUCUGAAAAUUUACACAAAGAGAGAUGUAAAGUGGCUGUGGCUGUUGCUAAAAAUAUUUUUUUCAAUCCUAUUAUUUUGAUGACUAUCUUGGGUAUUUUAGGAAAUUUUAUUUUUAAGCACAAAGUUCCAACAGUUUUUAGUGGAACUCUACAGGUAUUGGGUUCAGCUUUUUCUGCAAGUGCACUGUUUUUGUUAGGUUUACGCAUGGUUGGCAAAGUACACAAGCUGAGAGGUGCAACCUUAGUAGUUCCAGGAAUUUUAAUAAUGGUUAAAUUAAUUGUUCUUCCUCUUGUGACUAGAGAGGUUGUAAGUAUGAUACAUGCUGGUUAUAAUGAAUCUGAAAAUUUGGAUCUGAGCACUUAUGGAUUUUUAUAUGGAACUUUUCCUAGUGCUCCCACAGUAUUUGUUUUUGCUACACAGUAUUCUAUAGAUGUAGAUUUAAUUGCUAGUGCCAUGGUUGUCUGUACAUUUGUGAGUGCUCCCUUGAUGUUUGUGUCUGCAAAAAUGAUAACUCUCACAAAUUGCAACCCUUCUGAAUAUAUCAAGGAACUGAAUGCUUUCACAUUUGACGUCAGCAUUUUGGGGUUCAUCACCUCCAUUUGGGUAAUCUUGGUUUUCAUUCUAACCAAGAAAAUAUUCAGGGUACCACAUAAGAUCACUACAGCCCUAGCGAUUUCUCAACUUUUUGCAUGUCUUGGCGCAAUUUUAUGGAACACACUAAAACAAAAUGAUGGAUGGUCAGGAUAUGUCCAGUUUUCUCUCUUCAGCAUUGGAGUGUAUAGUUGCAGACUAUGGACAAUGAUAUUGGCUAUUACAUUGCUCUUUUUACAGUGUAGGAGCCUAUGUUUUGUUCUCAAACUGCAGCCUAUUUUCAUUGGUAUUGGUUGGGGGGUACCAGUGCUUAUAUGCGCUCUCCUUCUAGUGUUUGACAGUAAAGACGAUACACAUUUCAAGAAAAAAGACCCGAAUUUCGUGUAUGGCGCAUCGCAAGCAAUAAUUGCAGUUACACUUCUGGUCUUGUGCUUCAUUGUUACCGUCGGCUGCCUGAUCUUGCACCAGCGCUACCGCCGGCGCUUCGCUCGCUACAUGGACCUCGCGCAGGAAGUCGCGCGUCCGCCCCCCUGCGGAGACCCGCCCACUUCCGGGGGCGGCCCUUGUCCGCCCCACCUGGGCCCGCCCGCGCUGCCCACCAUCGCGGAAGGCGACAGCCCCGUCGUCGACAUCGAGGACGUGGCGGCGGAGUUCGGCAGCGGUAGGGGUGACGGGCUCUGCUCGUCCCGAUUCGGUUGCCUAGGUCCCAGCCGAGAACUCUGUCAUGGUAUCGUGCAGCAGUAUCAGCAACAAAUCAACGAUGAUCUCGAAUUGAUCGAAGAGGAGCCCGAAUCUCACGCACCUCAAAUUCUGAGGCACACUGUGCUGCUCAUUCUGCUAUCCUGUUCGAUGUUUGUGGGACUGGCUCUGUCCAUUUGGACCCUCGUGAUGGAACAGAUGUCCGGCAUCUACAUCGAGCUGUCCUUCUUGGACGCCACCUUGAACUUUGGCCAGAGCAUCGCGGUGUUCGCCAUCUUUGGUCUGGACACCAAGGAGAUUGCUCUGCCGGCAGUGAAGUACUGGCGGAUCUUGUGGUAUGGUGCCAACGCGUUGAAUCUGCCCGCGUGGCACGAAUUAGGCACGGAGACGAGGCACGUCUGCGACCAGUUCGUUACGCACCAUUUGCAGAGCUGCAGAAGCGCCAUCGCCGCAGACAGAAGAUGGCGAUUGCGAACGUACAAGGAGGUAUUUUCAGGCGAAAAAUUUGUCGAUUGGCUGAUAGAGGUGGGUUUGGCUAGAGACAGAGUCGAAGCUGUCAACUAUGCCAGACACCUCAUCGAAGGUAAGGUUUUGAGGCACAUCAACAGUGUCUAUCACUUUUACGACAGGAAUCUAUUGUAUACCUUCGUCUAAGGUAGGUUUUUGCGAUUUGUUUUUGUUAGCAAAGGAUAUCGAUUUGUUUCUUGUUGAUUUUUAUGCUUGUUGACUCUGGAAUCUAGCACUGACCGACUAUGAUUUCAUGAUUUAAUUGAAUAAUGAUUAUCUACGACAGUC
Messenger RNA from Phaedon cochleariae (mustard beetle), 2851 nucleotides. The record is from the annotation of a GenBank genome assembly. NCBI's taxonomy places the organism in Eukaryota, Metazoa, Arthropoda, Insecta, Coleoptera, Chrysomelidae.